AUGUUUGUCACAUCCCGGGAUCGGCUCCGCCGUAGCACGAUAUUGUUCGCUUUGGGCUCCCCUCUCUGCCCUCACGGUUUUGUUUCUGAGAGCUCACAAACAACUUCCCAAUGGGUCACCUAUCCUGGGAUUGCUCUAGCCCAAACUCAUGUGGGAUGUUACAAUGUCAUGCAUGGGGCAUGUAGGAGAUGUGAAAUACUCACUGGGAUUUUUAAUUCCUAA
Prunus armeniaca (apricot) is the source of this 222-nucleotide messenger RNA. Lineage: Eukaryota; Viridiplantae; Streptophyta; Magnoliopsida; Rosales; Rosaceae. The record is from the annotation of a GenBank genome assembly.